Messenger RNA from Bemisia tabaci, 3307 nucleotides. RefSeq names its product Transitional endoplasmic reticulum ATPase TER94 (gene TER94). Gene Ontology annotation, molecular function: ATP binding; ATP hydrolysis activity; polyubiquitin modification-dependent protein binding. Gene Ontology annotation, biological process: autophagosome maturation; retrograde protein transport, ER to cytosol; mitotic spindle disassembly. The record is from RefSeq and is a predicted model, not a curated record. Lineage: Eukaryota; Metazoa; Arthropoda; Insecta; Hemiptera; Aleyrodidae. Gene Ontology annotation, cellular component: VCP-NPL4-UFD1 AAA ATPase complex; cytosol; nucleus.
UUUCUGACCGUUGUGUGAGUGCGUGCCGUCGAUGUUCGUGGGCAACCAGAGGUCUAUAUACAUUAAUUAAUUGUUAAAAAAUUUCUUUGUGAACUUCAUUUCCAAAUUAAUACCAAGUUUCAAUCAUCGUGCUUUAAGAAAUGGGUGAACCAAAGGGGUCUGAAGAUUUGUCCACAGCAAUCUUGAAGAAGAAGGACAGGCCAAAUAGAUUGUUGGUUGAAGAAACCGUGAACGAUGACAACUCUGUUGUUGCUUUAUCUCAGGCAAAAAUGGAUGAACUCCAGCUCUUCCGAGGUGAUACAGUUCUGAUUAAAGGCAAGCGCAGGAAAGAAACUGUGUGCAUCGUUCUUGCAGAUGAAACUUGUCCAUUCGAAAAAAUCCGCAUGAACCGUGUCGUGCGGAAUAACCUGCGCGUACGUCUGGCUGACGUCGUUUCCGUCCAGCCUUGUCCAGAUGUUAAGUAUGGAAAACGUAUCCAUGUUUUGCCCUACGAUGAUACCAUCACAGGAAUUUCCGGCAACCUGUUUGAAGUCUAUCUUAAACCAUAUUUCUUGGAGGCUUACCGUCCAAUUUACAAGGAUGAUUCAUUCAUUUGCCGUGGUGGUAUGCGAGCUGUAGAAUUCAAGGUUGUCGAAACAGACCCAUCACCCUACUGUAUUGUUGCCCCGGACACAGUGAUCCACUUUGAGGGUGAUGCUGUCAAGCGUGAGGAAGAGGAAGAAGCGUCCAGUGCUGUAGGUUACGAUGACAUUGGAGGUUGCAGGAAGCAGCUAGCUCAAAUUAAAGAAAUGGUUGAGUUGCCGUUGCGUCAUCCUUCUCUUUUCAAAGCUAUAGGAGUGAAGCCACCGCGUGGUAUUUUGUUGUAUGGCCCACCGGGUACCGGAAAAACACUCAUCGCCCGUGCUGUUGCUAAUGAAACCGGUGCAUUCUUUUUCCUCAUUAAUGGUCCGGAAAUUAUGAGUAAAUUAGCCGGUGAAUCUGAGAGCAAUUUGCGCAAAGCUUUUGAAGAGGCAGACAAACAUGCUCCAGCUAUCAUCUUUAUCGAUGAAUUAGACGCCAUUGCGCCAAAAAGAGAAAAGACUCAUGGUGAAGUUGAGAGGAGGAUCGUCUCGCAGCUUCUGACACUCAUGGAUGGCUUAAAGCAAAAUUCUCACAUCAUCGUUAUGGCAGCCACAAAUCGUCCUAACUCCAUCGAUGCUGCAUUGCGUAGAUUCGGCAGAUUCGACCGUGAAAUCGAUAUUGGUAUUCCAGAUGCAACUGGCCGUCUAGAAAUCCUGCGUAUUCACACCAAGAAUAUGAAAUUGGCCGAUGACGUUGACCUAGAACAGAUCGCAGCGGAAACUCAUGGUCAUGUGGGUGCUGAUUUGGCGUCCCUCUGCUCAGAGGCAGCUCUUCAACAGAUCAGAGAGAAAAUGGAUCUUAUUGACUUGGAAGACGAUCAAAUUGACGCCGAAGUCUUGAACUCUUUGGCCGUUACCAUGGAGAACUUUAGGUAUGCGAUGAGCAAGAGCUCGCCAAGCGCUCUGCGUGAGACUGUCGUUGAAGUCCCCAACGUCACUUGGGAAGACAUCGGAGGUCUGGAGAAUGUCAAGCGGGAACUCCAAGAGUUGGUGCAGUACCCUGUUGAACAUCCUGACAAGUUCUUAAAGUUCGGUAUGCAGCCGUCUCGCGGUGUGUUGUUCUAUGGACCACCAGGUUGUGGUAAGACAUUGUUGGCCAAAGCCAUAGCCAACGAAUGUCAGGCCAACUUCAUCUCAGUCAAAGGACCCGAGUUACUCACCAUGUGGUUUGGUGAAUCAGAGGCUAACGUCAGAGAUAUUUUUGAUAAGGCACGCGCAGCUGCUCCCUGCGUAUUAUUCUUUGAUGAGUUAGAUUCUAUUGCCAAAUCAAGAGGUGGUAAUGUAGGAGAUGCAGGUGGUGCGGCCGAUCGUGUCAUCAAUCAGAUCCUAACUGAAAUGGAUGGUAUGGGCGCUAAGAAGAAUGUCUUCAUCAUUGGAGCUACGAAUAGGCCCGACAUUAUUGACCCUGCAAUCCUCAGACCGGGACGAUUAGAUCAGCUAAUUUAUAUUCCACUGCCUGAUGAGAAAUCGCGUGAAGCUAUUUUCAAGAGCAACUUAAGAAAGUCACCUGUUGCUGGUGAUGUGGAUCUAACGUACAUAGCCAAAGUUACCCACGGUUUUUCGGGUGCUGAUCUGACGGAGGUGUGUCAGCGAGCUUGCAAACUUGCCAUUAGGCAGUGCAUUGAAGCAGAAAUCAAGAGGGAACGGGAACGUGCAACCAAUCAACAACAAGGAGCAAUGGACAUGGACGAAGAUGACCCAGUUCCAGAAAUCACUAGAGCCCAUUUCGAAGAGGCGAUGAAAUUCGCUAGGCGGUCGGUGACAGAUAACGAUAUCAGAAAGUACGAGAUGUUUGCACAGACUCUACAACAGAGUAGAGGAUUUGGAAAUAACUUCAGAUUCCCGACAGCAGCACAAGGGACAGCUGCUCAAGGCACAGGCGGGGACCAAACCUCGUUUCAAGAUGACGGGGAUGAUGACUUAUAUAGUUAGUUAAAUUAAACGAAAAACAGCAAACAUGAAUGCGUACAUACUCCCUCAAGCUGUGUGUGCUUUGUAUGUACAUGGAUAUUGAUUUACAUGUAGGUUUUUUUAUUUAUUUCCUCUUUUUCUAUUCAAGCUGAAAAGUUAAAUUCAGGAAGCUCAUGCCUCCCCGUAAAAUUUCUGCAUCCUCCUGAGUUUUUACUGACCGUACACGCAAUCUUGAUUUAGAAAUCUUGGGAGUCAAAUUUUUACUGAAUCCUGAAUUUUUUUUACAACGUUUGUACUUUUCUCUUUUGUUUUUAGUCCACUGUAUCCCCCAAAGUUUUAUGUUUUAUUUCUCUAUUUUAUUGUAUUUAAAUUUUUGAGGCAACUUUGGAAACGGGAACUUUUCGAGCAAAUUUAACAAGGCUAGAAUUUUUGGAGUUCCUUGAGUGGAACCUCAGCCUGCGUUUCUUACUCCAUCCUCUGCUCAGAUGAGGCCGAAACUCCAGAACGUUCGGUGAUUUAUUCGUAGUAUUUUUUUUUUUUUUUAAUUUCCCUUCUCCUAAUGAAAUGUGCGUUAAGUUUAAGCUAAUUUUGUAAGAGACUUAACUAAAAGUAAGAGAGCUGCAGAAAAUUCAAGCUGUCAUGCCAAUAAAUCAGCAAUGAAUUCUCCGUUACUUUUAUUCCUUGGCAAGAUUUCGAUUUUCUCUUUACGUUCUCUGUAUUGAUGUACAGUUCUUGAAUCAGAUUAAAUGGUUUUUAGAAGUUAUAUAUCUUAGUAA